GGGGCCGCGGAGCCGAUUAAGCGGCGGGAGCGGGAGCGGCCGCAGCGCGAUCGCAUCGUCCCCGCGGGGCAGCACCGGACACCGGGCAACGGACACCGGGCAGAGAACACCGGCACGGACACUGACACGGACACCGGCUCCGGCUCCGCCGCCUCCAGCGCGGCCCGGCCCGCUCCAGGAACAAUGGCAGAGCCGUUCCUCGUGGAGAGCCCCAACGUCACCUACAGCAAGGACUUCAUCGAGGCCAAGUACACGUACAGCACCGUGCACGUCUGCAAGGAGAACGGCGUCACCAAGGUGCGGCCGUGCUCCACCCACUUCACCUUCCGCACGGCGCGGCAGGUCCCGCGCCUGGGGGUGAUGCUGGUGGGCUGGGGGGGCAACAACGGCACCACGGUGACAGCGGCCGUGCUGGCCAACAAGCUGGGGCUGUCCUGGAUGACCAAGACCGGGUGCAAGAAAGCCAACUACUACGGCUCCCUGCUCCAAGCCUCCACCGUGUGCCUGGGCACCGGCCCAAACGGCGACGUCUACGUGCCCUUCCGGGACCUGCUGCCCAUGGUGCACCCCAACGACAUCAUCUUCGACGGCUGGGACAUCUCCUCGCUGAACCUGGCGGAGGCCAUGAGGCGGGCCGAGGUGCUGGACUGGCCGCUGCAGGAGCAGCUCUGGCCCCACAUGGAGAAGAUGAAGCCCCGGCCCUCCAUCUACAUCCCCGAGUUCAUCGCCGCCAACCAGGAGGAGCGGGCGGACAACGUCCUCCAGGGCUCCAUGGCUCAGCAGGUGGAGCAGAUCCGCAGGGACAUCCGGGACUUCAAGGAGAUCACCGGGCUGGACAAAGUCAUCGUGCUCUGGACGGCCAACACGGAGCGUUUCUGUGACGUCGUGCCGGGGCUCAACGACACCGCCGAGAACCUGCUCAGGGCCAUCGAGAAAGGCCUGGAGGUGUCCCCGUCCACGCUCUUCGCCGUGGCCAGCAUCCUGGAGGGCUGUGCCUACAUCAACGGCUCCCCCCAGAACACCUUCGUGCCGGGGGCCGUGGAAUUGGCCGCCCAGCGCCGCGUCUUCAUCGGCGGCGACGACUUCAAGUCGGGUCAGACCAAGCUCAAGUCGGUGCUGGUGGAUUUCCUGGUGGGCGCCGGGCUCAAGACCAAAUCCAUCGUGAGCUACAACCACCUGGGCAACAACGACGGCAAGAACCUCUCGGCGCCGCAGCAGUUCCGCUCCAAGGAGAUCUCCAAGAGCAACGUGGUGGACGACACGGUCCAGGCCAACCCCAUCCUCUACGGGCCCCAGGACAAGCCCGACCACUGCGUGGUGAUCAAGUACGUGCCCUACGUGGGGGACAGCAAGCGGGCGCUGGACGAGUACACGUCGGAGAUCAUGAUGGGCGGCACCAACACCAUCGUCAUCCACAACACCUGCGAGGACUCGCUGCUGGCCAGCCCCAUCAUCCUGGACCUGGCCAUCCUGACGGAGCUGUGCCAGCGCAUCACCUUCUGCACCGAGGCCGACCCCGAAUUCCAGGGCUUCCACAGCGUCCUCUCCAUCCUCGCCUUCCUCUGCAAGGCCCCGCUGGUGCCUGAGGGCACCCCCGUGGUCAACGCGCUCUUCCGCCAGCGCAGCUGCAUCGAGAACAUCCUGAGGGCCUGCCUGGGGCUGCCCCCCCAGAACCACAUGCUGCUGGAGCACAAGAUGCAGCGACCGGCCCCCAGCCCCAAACGUGCCUGUCCCGGGGGGGCCUCCUGCCCCCUGGCCCCCAAGAAGACCCCGGUGCCCACCCAGCUCAACGGGCACCCCUGUGCUCCGACCGGGCCCCCACACCCCCUGCACGUCGACGGGGCCGACUAACACCGACUGCCCUUU
This is a messenger RNA of Myiozetetes cayanensis, 1866 nucleotides long. It is a transcript of the gene ISYNA1, whose product is annotated as inositol-3-phosphate synthase 1. The transcript has 11 exons. The coding region runs from base 184 to 1851 and encodes 555 amino acids. Gene Ontology annotation, cellular component: cytoplasm. Gene Ontology annotation, molecular function: inositol-3-phosphate synthase activity. NCBI's taxonomy places the organism in Eukaryota, Metazoa, Chordata, Aves, Passeriformes, Tyrannidae. Gene Ontology annotation, biological process: inositol biosynthetic process; phospholipid biosynthetic process. The record is from RefSeq and is a predicted model, not a curated record.